Drosophila obscura is the source of this 3244-nucleotide messenger RNA. It is a transcript of the gene MESK2, whose product is annotated as protein NDRG3. Bases 651 to 2309 code for a protein of 552 amino acids. The record is from RefSeq and is a predicted model, not a curated record. NCBI's taxonomy places the organism in Eukaryota, Metazoa, Arthropoda, Insecta, Diptera, Drosophilidae. Gene Ontology annotation, biological process: signal transduction. Gene Ontology annotation, cellular component: cytoplasm. The transcript has 8 exons.
GCCCUCGAUGGUUUGACACCUCUACUGACUGCAGCUGAAAUUACACCUAAUUUUUUAUAACUAGUUAGUCGCGAUUUGGAAGAAUUAAGUGUGAAGUGUGUGAGAACGCGAAAGGUUGCCUGCUGCCUGCUUGUGGGUGGAAGCGAGUGCGCGAAUAAAAAGGGCGAAACGCAAAGAGAAAAGAAAAGAAAAGGAGCUGAAUUACACAAGUCAAGUUGUAAAAAAACGUUUUUGAGACCGAUAUUGAUUUUUUCAUAGAAAUCAGUCGUCGCCGCGGUUGUCGUUGUCCGUUUUGUGGAAAGAACAGUGCUGUGAUAACAGUAAAGAAAAGCAAUUCAUAAAAGCGUGCUGUAGUUGUCCGCAACACGGUUACCUGUAAUAGCACCUGCCUGACGUCUGCUAAUCCCAAAGUCGACCCAUUUCUGUCAGGAGGAGAGACACCACCACCCCCUACGCACACACACACACAUACACACGGCCCCACGACGACGAGCGUCAGGAGGAAGUUCCGUUCCGUUUCUUUUCGUAUUUCGUUUCGUUAAUCCGAAGACCCGAAGCAGGCUAAGUAUUAAAAAUUAAAGCAAAGAGUCAAGCGAGCAAACGUGCUGAAUAUAUCAAGACAAGAUAAUAAAAGACAGAGAAAUUAAACAAUGCCGCAGGCAGAGGGUGGCUAUGUAUCGCUGCCGGCUGUGAAUGGCAAUGGCAGCGCCAUCUAUCAGUCGACCACAGAGCCCUCGGCCCCACCCUCCGUAUUCGAGAGUGUCAAGCGGGUGAUCGGGCAGGCGAUCAAAUCGACGCCCGGCGACAGCGAGGAGCUGUUGCGCUCCGAGCGCCAGCCGGUCAUUGUUGGCAGUGUCAGAGACCGCGACAAAACUGGUAAGACUCUGAACACCAAGAUGCCGUCAGCACCUACACACACUGCCGAGGAGGCACACCUGCUGGGCACCAUGCCCGUUGACCCCAUGGACGACAUCGAACUGCGCUCCGUGCAGCUGCACUUUCCCAAUGCACGCGGCUCCAUCCUGGAGGCCUGCGACCAGCGGCGUGUGCCCACAGACAAGGGCGACAUACAUGUGGCCAUACAGGGCGAUAUCUCCAAGCCGGCCAUCGUCACCUAUCACGAUCUUGGGCUAAACUAUGCCACCAGCUUCGCUGGCUUCUUCAACUUCCCAGUGAUGCGGGGCCUGCUGGAGAACUUCUGUGUGUACCAUGUGACGGCGCCCGGACAGGAGGAGGGUGCCCCAGCAUUGCCAGAGGACUACGUGUAUCCAACCAUGGAUGAGCUGGCCGCCCAGCUGCUGUUCGUGCUGUCGCACUUUGGAUUGAAGUCCGUGAUUGGAUUCGGGGUGGGAGCUGGAGCCAACAUUCUGGCCAGAUUCGCCCACGGCCAUCCGGAUAAGGUGGGGGCAUUGUGCCUGAUCAAUUGCGUGUCCACGCAGUCGGGUUGGAUCGAGUGGGGCUAUCAGAGCUUCAACGCCCGUUUCUUGCGCACCAAGGGCAUGACCCAGGGCGUGAUUGACUACCUGAUGUGGCACCAUUUUGGGCGCAAUCCGGAGGAGCGCAACCACGACCUGGUCCAGAUGUAUAAGCAGCACUUUGAGCGCGCCGUCAACCCGACUAAUCUGGCCAUGCUCAUCAACGCGUACAUUCAUCGCAACGACCUGCACCUGGCGCGCACUCCGCCAGGCACCCCGGGCACGGAGACGGCGGCCACCACGCUGAAGAUGCCCGUCAUCAAUAUCACGGGUUCGCUCUCGCCGCACGUGGACGACACGGUCACCUUCAAUGGUCGCCUGGACCCCACAAACUCGUCCUGGAUGAAGAUUUCCGAUUGCGCUCUGGUGCUCGAGGAGCAGCCGGCCAAGCUGGCCGAGGCCUUUCGGCUGUUCUUGCAGGGCGAGGGCUAUGCAACGCCACUCUCGACACCGGCGAGCUCCCCGUGCGGCACCAAGUACCACACUUACUCCUCGAUAUUCUUCGCCAACUUCCGGGAGCAGCAGCAGCAAGCGAUGGAGGAGCGCGACCGAGAACGGGAGCAUGAUCGCCAGAGGCAGCUAAAUCUACGGAUUGGCAAUCGGCUACGCGAGACGGCCAUUAACUGUACCAACAACGGAGCUGGAGCCGGAACUGGAGCUGGGGACAAUAACAACGCAGACGCCAGCGAGGAGGAAGAAGAUCAGGAGAACGGAAAUGGAAAUGGCAACCGUGCCUACGUCACCACAGACACAUCCGGCACACUCUACUACGGCACACAGAGCAACAAAAUACGCAUCACCGAGAACCCACUGCCCGAGCCGGUCAGCUCUUAGAUUGUUACGCCCUACUACCCCGUUCUAACCACAAUCAAGAUAAACCAAAACUACUCCACACCCAGGUACAUCAAAUAGAUGGUCAGUCCUUAAUCCACACUUUGUUAAUGUUGUUACAAGCGAAAAGAGAGCAGAAAUAACCACACACAGCAGCAGCAGCCACGUCCGCAGCCGCAGUGCAGCGCAGCCAAGUCAAGCCAAGCUUCAGAGUAGACUUAAAAGCCGAGCCGUGCUCCAAGAGACACACACUCACACAUUCACCGCUAUUGAAAAUUCCAAUAACUACGUUAGCCACCAAUGAGAGAUUACGUUCUUGUUUUCGCUUUACCCGAGAGAGAGAGAGAGAGAGAGCUUCGCUCCAUCGAGAUAUUUGUAAUUUACACUUUGUGCCUGAGCGUUACGCAUGCAGAACACACACAAGCAUAGAACAUAGCCCCCACACAAACCUAUAUACAUAUGUAUGUAUGUAUGUAUAUCCAGCCAGAUCGGAACGAAUCGGCAGCUUAGGAAUCCUUUUUUUUGACGAGCUUGCUUAGUUGUUGUGAAACGAAGCGUAACGAAAUCAGAAUCGAACAAUAUACAAAAAUAUACAUAAAAUGUGUGCAUGGAUAUAUCCGUGCACACGGACAGAUCGAUUGAGAUCACGAUGAGGUAACGUAACUCUAAAGAUUACAAGCAUUUUCGCUUAAUGUUAAACAAAAUGAAAACAAAAUAAAACACCAAAAAAACUGUUAACUUAAUCCCAAGAAUAACGAAAACUAAAAAAGUGUAGCAUAUCAAAAUAACGAAAAAUACGAAUACAAAAAUCUCUCAAAAUUACAUACAUAUAUAAUUAUACAAUGAAAAACUUAGAUACAUAAAUUGGACACGAGACCCCAUACAACACCCACACACACAAACACACGCAAACAUAUGGCCACACACAAACACGAUAU